Molecule: messenger RNA, 964 nt
Organism: Ricinus communis (castor bean)
Lineage: Eukaryota; Viridiplantae; Streptophyta; Magnoliopsida; Malpighiales; Euphorbiaceae
Product: magnesium-dependent phosphatase 1
Exons: 4
Coding region: 122-691 (189 amino acids)
Molecular function (GO): acid phosphatase activity
Source: RefSeq, a predicted model, not a curated record
UUUUUGGACCAGUGCUGCAAGUGUCGUUUUGCUUGUAAAGAAAACGUGAUAAAAUAAAAAGAACAAAAAGCUAUCACAUUUUCCCCAAACUCUAGCCAAUCGAAGAGAGAGAGAAGUAGCCAUGGGAGAUGAGAAGAUAAAAGACGAAGCUUUGCAGAUAAUUGGAAUGUUUCAAAUGUUACCCAGAUUAGUUGUCUUUGAUCUCGAUUACACCCUCUGGCCUUUCUAUUGUGAAUGCCGAUCUAAACGUGAAAUGCCUUCUUUGUAUCCUCAUGCUAAAGGCAUAUUAUAUGCUCUCAAGGAUAAGGGAAUUGAUGUAGCUAUUGCUUCUCGAUCUCCAACCCCAGAUAUUGCAAAUACAUUUCUUGAUAAAUUGAGCUUGAAAUCAAUGUUUGUAGCCCAGGAGAUAUUUUCCAGUUGGACUCACAAGACUGAGCAUUUCCAGAGGAUUCAUUCAAGGACUGGGGUAUCCUUUAACUCGAUGCUUUUUUUUGAUGAUGAAGAUAGGAACAUCCAAUCGGUUUCAAAAAUGGGAGUAACAAGCAUUUUAGUUAGUAAUGGGGUUAAUCUUGGAGCAUUGAGACAGGGCCUUACCAGAUUCUCUCAGAAUGUCAAUACAAUUCAGAAGAACAAGCAGAAGUGGCAGAAAUUUUCACAAAAUUCGAAAUCAGCUGAGAAAGAGCAAGACUGAAUUUUCAAUGGACGGUUAAACCAAGGUUUAGAGGUUUAAGACAUUGGAAAUUAAACUGGUUGAGGUCUUCUUUUGACCAUAUAUAUUGAAAUUUAUAUGUGCUGAUCAUAUACAGGAAAAAAAGUAGAAGAAAAUUGUAUUUCAGUGUUUUGUUCUGGUAAAUGCUUCCUACUCCUACAUUAGUUCAAGAGCAUUGAAUUGUAUACAGGAUUUCGCAGCAAUUUUCUGAUAUCACUUUGCUAUUAUUUGAUGCAAACUGUGGUUCUUGCUUUA